AUGAAUGAAGCAAAACAAUCAGUUGAAAAACACGUUCAAGUUAUUGCAAGACCAAGACCACUCAACGAAAAUGAAAAAUCUCAGAACUUACAGAGCUGUUUUAGCGUCUAUGAAAGUCGUCGAGAAAUCGUCGUCAACUGUAAAACAACUUCUACACGAUUUUUUUCAUUUGAUCAAGUCUUUAGUCCUACUACAAAACAACAGGAUUUGUACAAAUCUGUCGUUUCACCAAUUAUCGAUGAAGUCCUUAAAGGCUACAGUUGUACAAUAUUUGCAUAUGGACAAACGGGUAGUGGUAAAACUCACACAAUGCUUGGGAAAUUUAACCUUGACAAAUCGCUGAAAGAUAGUGCUGUUCACAUGACGCUUCUUGAUGUUGAUGCAGGAAUAAUGCCUCGAGCGAUCCAGCAACUUUUUCAAGGACUUAAUCGACAACAUUGUGAUUUUACCGUUAAAAUUACGUAUCUUGAGUUAUAUAAUGAAGAAUUACUCGACUUAUUGGCGGAUACAAGUGUUGAACCGGAAAAAAUUAAAAUAUAUGAAGACAAAGAUCACAAAGGCACAAAUAUGAUUGUUGGUGCUAAUGAAAUAACCGUGGAAAAUCCUCAUGAAGCAUACAAAGCAUUAGUCAAAGGCUCUCUACGUCGGGCAACAGCGGAAACUUUGAUGAAUGCUACAUCCAGUCGCUCGCAUUCUAUUUUUACGAUGACAGCAACAAUGAAAGAACAAAAUGGGGAUAUCAAAUUCGGAAAAAUACAUUUAGUGGACUUAGCUGGUAGUGAAAAUAUACAACGAAGUGGAGCUAGUGAUAAACGAGCAAGAGAAGCAGGUACAAUAAAUCAAAGUUUGUUGACACUCGGUCGAGUCAUUACAGCGUUAAUUAACAACGAAAAACAUGUGUCAUAUCGAAUAUUACAAGAUUCAUUGUGUGGAAAAACAAUAACAUCAAUCAUCAUCACAUUAUCGCCAGCAAAUGAAUUUGAAACACUGAGUACAUUAGAAUAUGGCCAACGAGCAAGAUCAAUUCGAAUUCGUCCAGAGCCAAAUCAGUUGUCCACAAAGGAUGUUGCGAAAGAAUAUGCCGAAGAGAUCCGUCGUUUACGCAAAGAGUUGGAAGCUAAACGUGAAGCUGAUGGUAUACCGUAUACACAAUAUAUAACGGUGAAAAAUCAAUUGAUAACACUACAAGCAGUUGUAGAUAGUAAAGAUGUAACAAUUGAUUCAAUAAGUCAACAGCUUGAACAAUACAAGAUUGAAAAUGAAACAUUUCGACGACAACUAUCGACAACUCAAACAGAAUUACGUUCACAGACAGAAGAAAAAAAUGAGACACAAGCUCUAUUACGUUAUCGUUAUGAUGAAUUAAUUUAUGCAACAGAUAAAGCUUUAACGCAUCGUGAUCAAGCAUUGAAAUGUAUGCAAUUUCUUCGUGAUAAUCGAACAAAAGAUUCAACAACUCUUGAACAAUAUACAUCGAAUUGCCGAUUAAUAAUUGAAAAUAUUCAACUACAAAUGACCCAAUUAAAUGAUUCUAUCAAAGGAACGUUUACAAAUUUUGUUGGAUCAAUUGAUAAUGUGUUGAAUUUAUUUCUUAUUGUUCGAUCAAGAUUAGAUGAUUUUAAUACAAAUAUUCGAUCAGUUUUGACAUCAGCAUUUACACAAUUUCAUUCAACACAUACUGAUUUGAACAAUUUCUUCCUUCAGCUUCAGAAAUCAUCGUUCGAAAAACCACAUCAGACUUUAUGGACUAGUUUGUACAAUUAUAUGACAAAUCGUGUGCAAACAACGCUUGCACAAAUGUUAGCGUAUGAUUUUCGAAAUAUUGUAGAAACAACACGAGAUUCUUCAUCCAAUGUACUUUCAUUGGAUGUAGAUGCAAUUAAAACAAAUUGGUUGAAUGAAUAUGAAGUGUUAUUUAAUGAAACGCAAGCUGAUAUCGAAGAAAUGGUAGUAAAUAUCAUUAAUUCAAUUACAAAGCAUCAUCACAAUUUGCAAUCUUCAUCAAAAACACAAAAUGCAAUUACUGAACGUAUUGAAUAUUUAUGUACAAAAUAUAUCCAAGAUAAUCAAGAAUUAUUGUCAAAAAAAUUUAAUCAAAUAUUUGUCAAUAUUAAAACAGAUUAUGAUACACCAUGUGAAACAUUAUUUCAUCUAAUUGAAGAAGACAUGAAUAAAAUAAUUGAAAAUUUGAACAUUAUGAGAAAUGAAGUUGAUUAUUCGCAAUCAUCAGUGGUAGUUAUUAAAGACCAAUUAUCAAAACAAUUUCAGCGUUUUGAUGUUUUAAAUCAUAAUGUUAAACAUGAAUGGAAAUUAAUGUCACAAUCGAUUGAAAAAUUUGAAAAUGAUCUCUCAUUAUUACCAACGUUAAUGAGUGAACCGAAGAGUGAUUUUGAAAUAUGUCAAGAAAUUAAACAGCGACGAUUAUCAGUAACAGAUGAAAAUAAAGAAAAUGUGAUGAAUAUUGCACCUGUUCAAUUAGCACCUCCCAUUUUACAAAAUCGUCACCAGAAUGAAAAUAAGAAAGAAAAAAGAAGAGUAAAAAAAGCAAUGGCAAAAUGGGGAGAAGGCGAUCCUAGGUGGAUUGUUGAAGACCGUCCAGAUGCUACGAACGUCAAUAACUGGCAUUGGGUUGAAAAAAAUGCUACACAAUGGUCGAAAGACAAACUAACUGAAUUACUCGUUGGUUUAACGAUAGAAAAUGAUCAAUUACGUUGUGAUAUAAAAGAACUGAAAAAAUGUGAUGGUGAAGCAUCGGCUAAUAACCGCAAAGCAAAAUUAGUUUAUUUAUACGAAUGGCAUAUUGAAGCAAAAUACGAAGGAUACAUUAAAGGUUCAAAUAAUGAUAAUAAAACCAAGUAUCAAGGAGAAUUAGAAAUUCCCAAUCUUUCUGAUGAAAACUCAAUCGAUGAAGUAAACGUAUCAUUCUCAAUUGAAAAAGAAAAAGCACAAAAAUUUAAAGAAUUAAUGAUUACACAUGGCACUCCCAUUAUUCGACAUCGUUUAGGUGAAUAUGUACGUUUGUUAAAAGAAGAAUUUUCACAAGGUCUAAUCUUGCCAACAAAAGACAAAAUAGUUUCAUCAUCCGUUGAAAGGAAGCCACCGCCAUCGUCCACAACAACAGCACCAAAAACUAGUUUAUCCACAUCGAAUACGACAUCAUCAUCAUCAUCAAAACCAUUACAAACAAAAGAUUUAGUGAUCGAAGAUCAUUAUAAAUGUUCACGUAACGAGUUAUUUCAAGUAUUUACGGAUAGUAACAUGGUUAAAGCAUUUACACAAAACAGUGUUCAACAGUACGAUUGCAAGCAAGGUGGAUCAUUUUCGUUAUUUGGUGGUAAUAUCACAGGCAACUUUCUUGAUAUCAUUCCGUAUGAUACAAUCGAAAUGUUGUGGAGGUUUAAACAAUGGCCUGAUGAACAUUUUUCACAUGUUCGAUUAGAAUUUGUCGAUGAAAAUGAUCAAACGAAAUUAAUUGUGAGACAAAAUGGUGUACCUGAACAAUUCUAUGAUAAUACGAUGGAAGGUUGGAGACGUUUCUAUAUCCAGGCAAUUAAACAAACGUUUGGCUAUGGAGCAAGACUCUUGAUAAUCAUGACUAAAUUAAGAAAGAAUAUGAGUGAAUUGAAUUUAACAUUUCGAACAAAAACCUAUCGUGAUUUAGCACAUAAAUUACGUUUUGAUGAUGCUGAAUCGGCACGUUUAGCUGCGUUCUAUGAAGCAUUAUCUGAUCCAAAUACUGGUUUAAUUCCAAGAGAAAGAUUUCGUGAUUUUUUGAGCACGGUAUUUAAUAUAAGUGAUGAAAUUUUAGAAGAUCGUAUUUUUUCUCUUCUGGAUGAUGAUCGUGAUAUGUGUAUUAAUUUGAAAGAAUGGCUAAAUGCAAUGGGUAUAUUUUUGAAAGCGACCUUUGACGAACAACUAAAAUUUGUUUUUCGUGUUUACGAUGUUAGUGGUGAUGGAAAUCUUCAACGUGAAGAGAUUUAUUCUUUUCUAAGAAAAGAUAUGCCAAUAAUAUCAGAAAAACUACAUGAUUCUGCCGUACGUUCUAUGUUCAUAAUUCUAGGUUUACCAGAGACUAGUAAAAAGCAUAUGUUUAUUCGAAUGUUGAAUGGAAGUACAACUCUCGGAUAUACUAUUCCUCCACCGAAAAUGAAUGAAAUUAAAUUUAGUGAAAUCUCACUUCCUCCAUCACCAUGA
Molecule: messenger RNA, 4194 nt
Organism: Didymodactylos carnosus
Lineage: Eukaryota; Metazoa; Rotifera; Eurotatoria; Philodinida; Philodinidae
Source: the annotation of a GenBank genome assembly